Rhinichthys klamathensis goyatoka is the source of this 2635-nucleotide messenger RNA. RefSeq lists its product as uncharacterized. The record is from RefSeq and is a predicted model, not a curated record. The transcript has 12 exons. Gene Ontology annotation, molecular function: oxidoreductase activity, acting on paired donors, with incorporation or reduction of molecular oxygen, reduced ascorbate as one donor, and incorporation of one atom of oxygen. NCBI's taxonomy places the organism in Eukaryota, Metazoa, Chordata, Actinopteri, Cypriniformes, Leuciscidae. Bases 186 to 2210 code for a protein of 674 amino acids.
UUUGAAAGUGUCACUCAAACCUGACAGGCCUCCGUAGGUCACGCCCCCGCGUUUAUCCAUAUGAGGAAGAACUUGAAUAAAAGUGAAACAAUGUAGCACAGUUUCAGGACCGGGCACUUUUACGAACAGCUUAAUAGUUCACACGUGUUUAUAAACAAAUAAAUGCCCGUUUUGAAUUGAGAAUCAUGUAUUAUUGUCGAUUACUGCUGAUUUAUUUUUAUCUGUUAUAUUUAUGCUUUGCGUUUCGGGUAAAUGCAACGACUCCUCCGAGAAAUGUGAAAUCGUGUGAUAAUCUGGAGCACAUAGACUCUGUAGAGCAGAACACGGGUAACACUAGAUCCAGAGGAAGGUCCAGUGAAGGUCUCGGGGGGUUUGAACCGGGUGAUCCUGCUCCUGCCUUCCAGGUUCAAACUCUGGAUGGAGUGUUUAUUUACAAUCCCCAGAAUGAGUCGAGGCGCGCGCUCAUCGUGCACGCGUUCACUAAUAAGUCCGCGUUUGUGGAGUGUCUGUGGACGUGGAGCGAGUCUGUGUCGGACCUGCUGGAGUAUCUGCCGUCCAACACCGAGGUCCUGCUCCUGUCCCUGGAUGAGACUGCACUGAUGGACUCGCUCUGGAUGAGGGAACAGGUGUACAGAGCCGCUGCACACAGAGGAAAAGAGAUCUUGUCCAGGCUGCAUUUCUCUCCUACGCCCGUGUUCGCGCUGGGAAACUGGAUACCCAGAGUUCUGUACUCAUGGGGGUGCGGUGGUCACAACUGCGGCCUCGCUCAGGUGCUUUUCUCCUCUCCAGACUGGAGCAUACCGCUGAUCGCCAAGCGUCUGAAUGCCCGAUAUGACUGGCUGAAUGGUCGCUGGGGUGCAGAUCCAUACAGACUGCUGGAUGCAGGGGAUGGCUGUGAACCUGUGACGUCUGUCAAAGGUGCUGUCGCAUGGGUGUCUGAGGGUGGCUGCUCUUUUUUCAAAAAGAUAAAAAACAUGGCUGAAUCCAAUGCUACUGGGGUGCUGGUGUAUGCCUUGGCCGGGAAUCCCAUACAGGACAUGAACUGUUCAGGAGACGAAUGUUCCACCUCGCUCAACAUACCUGCGUCUAUGGUUCAUAUUGAACCCUCUGUCAUGCAAGCCGUACGAAAGGGCCGUCCUGUGAAUGUAACGUUCCAGAUCACACCUUCACCAAACUUCUUCUUUGGGAUCGACCAGAAGGGGGCGCUGUCUGAGAUGGGCUGGUUUCUCUACCCAACCUUUAGAUUCAUGGCCUGGCAGGCUCAGUGGUUCACAUUCAAAGAGGCUUUGCAGGAGCAGCUAAGUCGGCCUGCCUUAAUAGUACCUGUGUUUGAGCGUCAUCUGAUGCAGGGAGAGACGGGCGCUCAGGCUGUGGUGGAUCUUCCUGGAGACAUUUCAAAAUAUGAUGUUCUGGAGUUGGACGCCUCCCUGUCCUGUCCCGGUCGCAGGGACGAGACAUGUGCUCACUGGGAUCACACUGUACAGCUGUACAUAUGCUGCGAUCACACCAGCCCCUACUGCAACCUGGAGCUCGGGCGCUGGAUAACGGCCUUCCGCAGAGGCACAGGUCAUUGGCUGACGGAUGUGUCCCCUUUAAUUCCCCUGCUAAAUAACAAUAAGUGUUCCUUCAGCAUGAAGACUGCGCCAUGGGCGAUGCCAUGGAUGACAUCUCUAAAUCUGCGCUUUAGUCACAGCAACCAGACAGGUAAUUACUCUGAGAGCUUGUACCCUUUCAAGGUAACAUCACUCUUCUCUGGUGGGACAUUUGACAAAGACUAUAACAGCAGAUACCAAGAGAUCAAGUUCAGUCUUCCAGCUUCAACAAAGAAGGUGGAGUUAUACAGCAUUAUCACGGCUCACGGAUCUGACGAGAACUUCUGCGGUGAAUUUUGUGUGACAUCGCACCACUUCCUGAUCAACAGAGCCAUCAAUAACACACUCAUAUUUGAGUCAGCUGGAUCACCCCUGGGCUGUGCCAUGCGGGUGCCUGAAGGUGGAGUGCCCAAUGAACAUGGCACCUGGUUGUACGGUCGCGGAGGCUGGUGCGACGGGCUCCAGGUGGAUCCGUGGAGGACCGACAUCACUUCCCAGCUGGAUAUGAGUGGAACCAAUUCUGUCCUUUACUUUGGACUCUAUGAGGGACGUAACCCAAAUCCAAAGACUGACCCCGGGUACAUUAUUAUGUACUCAUAUCUAGUGUUUUAUAAAUGAUUUUACAGAUCUGCAAAUGUAUUCUUUUUUUUUUUUAUUCUCACUUGAAUCUGAAUUUUUUUUGACAGCAUUGAUCCUUAAUUUUCUUUCAUUCAGAAUCAUUUUUGUUUCAAUGAUUCAUGUUAAUUUAAGUAUUUCCUCAUGCUGCUCUUUUUUUAACCAAAAAGUUAUUUAUGUUUAUUUGCAAUCUGAGAUUAUUAAAAAUAUCAAACUUUUACAACAGGUGACUACUGAGAUUAGACACUCUAGAUGGGAUUUAAAAAAAAAAAAAACGAAUAAAUUGAGAUAUUUUGGUAACACUUUACAAUAAGGUUCAUUAGUUUACAUUAGUUAACAUGAACUAAGAAUUAACAAAACUUCUACAGCAUUUAUUAAUCUUUUUUUAAAUGUUAAAGGUGCUGUAUGUAACUUUCUCACUACUAAAG